AUCUGGUUUCCUGUGGCCUGGAUUGAAUAUCCCUCUUAUGAAAAAUGGAGCAGUGCAGACCAUUGCCCAAAGAAGCAAGGAAGAACAGGAGAAGGUAGAGGCUGACAUGUUCCAGCAGAGGGAAGAGUGGGACCGGAAGAGGAAGAUGAAAGUAAAACGAGAACGAGGAUGGAGCGGAAACACGUGGGGAGGCAUUAGUCUGGGCGCCCCUGACCCUGGUCCCAAUGGAGAAACAUACGAUGACUUUGAUACCAGGAUACUUGAGGUAAGAAAUGUCUUCAAUAUGACAGCGAAAGAGGGAAGAAAGAAAUCAGUCCGUGUCCUGGUCGCUGUGGGGAAUGGAAAAGGAGCUGCAGGUAAAUUGGAUGUGAUACCACAUGGUAGUGGUGGUGGAUGGGUGGAGGCCAAGCCUGGCCCUGAGCGACCAAGCUGCUGCCUGACCUUUACUGUUGGUUAAGCCUUUCAGUAGUUUGGGGUUAUAAAUCUGCUGGUAGGUAAACCCAUGAAGCCCCUUAGAGAGAAAAAGAAAGACUAGCUCUUCCUCUUCUUAAGUCUGUUUUUUCCGUGGAGGACAGUGGAUAUUUUAAAAACCUUAUGAC
This is a messenger RNA of Castor canadensis (American beaver), 599 nucleotides long. The record is from RefSeq and is a predicted model, not a curated record. Lineage: Eukaryota; Metazoa; Chordata; Mammalia; Rodentia; Castoridae.